Molecule: messenger RNA, 1970 nt
Organism: Pelmatolapia mariae (spotted tilapia)
Lineage: Eukaryota; Metazoa; Chordata; Actinopteri; Cichliformes; Cichlidae
Product: putative protein MSS51 homolog, mitochondrial
Exons: 6
Coding region: 514-1623 (369 amino acids)
Source: RefSeq, a predicted model, not a curated record
AAACAACCGUAACACCAUAAAUGCAAUGAUAAAUUAAAAUUUUAGGGGGUUGUUAUGUCAUAAAACCUACUUGUACUUUUAUUCAUUUAUUUACUCAUUCAUUCAUGCAUUUUACCUCCUCAUGUGAGUCUGGCUCUUGUGAGGUCAGGAAUGGUCUGGAGUUGUCAGACGUUUCUAGAAGGCAGAGCACAGGUGCUAUAUCUGGCACUGCAGCCCCCCAACAGACUGCUCACAUAUCAUAAAAGCAGAGGAGCAGCAGCAGAGGAAGCAGCUGAAAAGCGUCUGUGUCACACUCAUUUGCUCGGUUCAAGAUGACGGAAACUGAGAGGUAAGUGGAAUGUGUGGAGUCCAGUUUUAUUAAAUGUACAUUUAUUUUCACAGAGCACUGUGAAAGUGGCCGAUGAGUGAAAGCACACGCAGGAGGAGCGGGGCCUUCACCGACAGCGUGAAGUUUGAAUUGCCAUUUUCAGUCUUGAAACAGUGAGGGCUGUUCAGCAGACCAAGGGUAAAAGCAUGACUUUCCGGUCCCAAAAAGAGAUGUUUGAGAAGAUGGAGGAAUCUUUCAAAAUCUGUGCUUAUUGUGAAAAGCGACCGAAUGAACUUUCCAACCCACAGAAGCUAAAGCGUUGCUCCAGGUGUCUGAAUGCUUACUACUGCUGUAAAGAGUGUCAGAAGGAAGACUGGCCCAAGCACAAGAAGUUCUGCUCACAGCUGCGACUGGCUGCCAUCGACAGAGUUGUGGAGUGGCUUGUGUUUAAAGGAGACCUUCCAUUUCCUACAGAAAAAUGGUCCAAGCCCCAGUCCGAGGUAAAGGGUUUCGAUGACUGGCUCUCCAUGCAGGGAGAUCUCACAGCACGCCUCGAUCCCAUUUUAAAUGGAAAAAACAUGAACGACUUGUGGACCAACGCUGGUCGGCUUCGGCCAGAUGAUGACGAUCUGAAGCAGUCGCUGUGGAGGGUUUGCAGCGAGUUCGUCUCCAGGCCGCUGACAAUAGCCUGGGGGAUGAGGCUGUUUGGUCUAAACCCUUUAUCCAAACCUCUCACCAUUCACCUGGUGGGAGCAGGCCACACUGAGACUCUGUCAGCCAGACUGACCGACUACGAUGAGCUGAACAACAUGUUCCCUGGACACCAGGGGAUCGAAAUAGUCAUGGUGGGGCCUGAGGUGGUGGAUGGCCCCAUUGUGAGGCCUCCCCUCAGAGCUUUUGGACCCAAACAGAGAGUCUACAUCAGCGCCUACAAGGGCCUCUACCAUCAGUUCUGGGAGGAGCUGGUGGAGAAAGAGGAGGCAGCCAAGCCAGAUCUGGUGGUUGGAUUUCAUCCUGGAUUUGAUGCCAGCCAAGGUCUGGACGAGGGUUGGCUUCCAACUCUCCUGCUUCUCAGAGAUUAUGAAAUUCCUUCUCUCUUCACUGCUCUCACUGAGACAGAGAUGACCUACUCUUUGCAAAUUCUGCUGGAGCUGGAAAUGGACAUGAAAGGAAGUGGAGCCAACCCUUUUGCAUCACUAAAGCCAGAAGUUGUGGACUCAUGUGCCAACAAACCUCCGGUCUACUGCAACUCCCACUACUUCUGUUUUCAGGGUCUGCUGGAGACUGUGGAGUUUGAGGAACCAGAGGACGCCUGAAUAACAGCAGCGUGCUGACUCUUCCAGCUUUGGGACUGUAAAGUUUUGUUUUUAAGUGAACUUUAACUAUUUUCUUAAAGUAUUUAAAAAAAAUACUACUUAAUGUGUACAUUUGCUGAAUAGGUUCUGCCUGAUGGCUACUUACUAUGCAGUGUCCCUGCUGCAUUUGCAUUCUCACUAUCUCAGUUUGAUGGCAUUCAGCAGCCACGGUGAUGAGAUUUGAAUAUACUGCCUGAGAUGUAUUAUUGUGUGUAGAGGGUAAAAUGUUAUAGUAAUAGUUUGCUGUCUUCUGUGGUUUUAAUCUUUUGGUUAUGGCCUCUUUUUCAUCUGCUGUUACUUUUAUCACA